GCGAGGGAGGCGCAGUGGCGAGUGCCAGGGGACUUCAAGCACCGCAUGGUCGCAGUCAGGGUGGCAGCUGCCUCGGGCUUGCAGCUUCUAGCUUGCUCCUUGUACCUGCAGGACGGCAUCGGGCCCAAAGGGGUCAACCUGGACAUCAUCGGUGGCCUGGGGGACCUGGUGCUGACCGAGGGGCCCCCGUGGCUCGUGCAAGGCGACUUCAACAUGGAGCCUGGGGCCCUCUACGAGCUCGGCUGGCCAGCCCUUCAGCGAGGUGCCUACCUUGGGCCAGCCGAGCCCACGUGCAUGGCGUCUGGCACGGAGCGGGUGUACGACUGGUUCGCGAGCUCGUUCUGCCUCUCCCACGGGGUUGCCAACACCGCUGUUCUGGACGGCUACGCAUUGCACCCGCACAAGCCAGUCCGACUGCGGCUGCAGGACCUGCGGCCGGAUGCGCUGGUACAAGUCCUAGUGAGGCCUGGCCGUUUCCCUGACGUGGAGGCCGCCGACUGCAGGGCCCAUGAGGACGCCGUCGUGCAGGUGUUUCGGCGCAGCGGUCGAGUGCAGUGGCAGGCCGUGCCGUGUACCUGGAGCUGGGAGGCAGGCGAGUUGCCCCACGACCUCCCUGCUGCGGUGAGCGAGUGGGUCGAGGCGGUCGAGGGCACGUUGGUGGGCAUCCACGACAUCCAGCCUGACGCACACAAGCGCUUCCUGGGUCGAGCCGCGGGGCCGAGGCGCGCCCUGCGGCCGAUGAGCGCGGUCGCGAAGCGGGAGUACCGCUUCCGUCACUCCGAGCUGACCCACGCCAUUCGGCAGGCCCUCGAUCUGGCUCUGCAGAGGCUGGCCGCCGAUAGGAGUGGGAGGUGGCGGCAUUCACAUGAGAGCUGGUGCUCGCGCGAGGCGGAGCGCAUCCCGGGCCUCCUGGAGCUCGCCUCGGCCGCGGCCCGCGAGGAGGAGGAGGCGGAGCAGCUCGACUUCGACACCAGCGGGUGGAUCGACCUCGUCGGCCAGGCAGGAGUCCUCGGCCACGUCGGCGCCAUCACGGAGCUCCAGCGACGGCUCUACAGCUCGCAGCGGCGCGACGGGGGCAACAGCUCCGCGCGGUGGCGAGCGUGGGCCAAGGAGGCUGUCCAGCGAGGAGGUAGGUUGGCGCGCCGCUUUGCUAGAGCGGUGCCUCCUCCUCAGGUCGUCGACCCAGACACGGGCAUGCCGCUGGCAGGGAUGAUUGCUAUUGGUCAGCUCGAGGCCAACUGGCAAGCCCUCUGGCAGCAGGAAGGUUUCAAGGGAGGAGCCGACGUCUGCACCUGGGACAUCCAGGACUGGACCCUGCCUCCCAUCACGCUCGACAUGUUCCAGGCGACGUGCCGCCGCUAUUCCCCAUCUGCUGGGCUCGGAGCGGACCAGCUACACCCCAGACAGCUGCUGCUCCUGCCGAGUGCCCUCCAGCUCCGCUGCCUGGACCUCCUUGCGGCGUACGAGGAGCGGCCGCAGGCUGGCAGCCUCUUCCUGGACAUCGUGAAGUUCUACGAGAAUCUGCGGCACGACGUGCCUUGGAGCUGCGCCAUCGAGCACAAUUUCAAUAUUCGUUUACUGAGAGGGCUUUUGGCCAUGUAUCAAGCCCCUCGCUUCAUCUGUUUCGCGGGCCUGGUCUCCGACGGCUUCUGCUCCCACGGCACCGUCCUCGCGGGCUGUGCGUGUGCUACUACGCUGGCCAAGCUUCCGCUCCUCGGUCCCCUUCGGGCCGUGUCCUCAGGAGGUCGCCUGCUCGUCAUUGGCAGGAACGUCGUCGACGACGUGGCCCUGCAGGCACUGGGGACACGCCGCCUUGUCGUGGAGCAGCUAGGAGGCGCGGGAGCUGAGAUGGCGCGACAGCUUGGGGACUUGCACCUCCCGCUCAGCCCCAUGAAGUCCGUGUGCCUUGCGUCCUGCUCUGGCCUUGCCCAGGAGUUGGGCGAGUACUGGAAGGCGCACGGCAUGAAGUUCGAGAGGGAGUCCGUGAAGGGCGUGGGCGGGCGCGGGAUGCGCUCCAGCGGGCGCGGCGCCUGCGUUGCCUACGAGCUGCAGGAGUCGAAGUGGCUGCGGUGCGCGGAGCUCCGCAGGGGCCGUGACCUGGAUCCCUUCGUGCUGAUCACGGAUCGCUCGCUCCAGAUGCUGGCAGGGCUCUUGCACUCGGGCGAGCUCUCCCUGCCGAUGCUCAGGGCCGAGCUCGAGGCUGCGGCGUCGCGGCAGGCGGCUGCGACGGCGCCUUGGGUGCACUGCAGCUCCCCCGUGGAUGCAGCGGUCCUCACCCUUGGCAGGAUCGGCUGGUACUUCAGGUCCGAGCGGUGCCUCAUCACGGACGUCGGGGACGAGCUUGACUUGACGUUGCUGGGGCCGCGCGAGCUCGGCAUUGAGGCCGGCCUUGGAGCGAGGCGCGCCUCGGACAGGCAUGAGAUGCUGAAGCUGGCCAACUCCUCGUCUGUGCAGGGCCCUCUCUUCUGGGACGCCUUCAGGGAGCUCAUCGGGCCAGGAGGCAAGUUCAACGAGCGCGAGAGGAACGGGCUGGUGGCCUACCUCACGAACGCGCACUGGCCGCAGGCGAGGCUCUACAGCGCCCGCGAGAGCAGCCACGCCAGCUGCAGGUGCUGCGGAGCUGCUCGGGGCACCCUCUGGCACAGGUUGUUCGAGUGCCCCAUGCUUGCGGCCCAGCGGCGGGAUUCGGUCUCACCAGCGCUGAUGAGGAGCGCUGUGCGGGUCCGCGCCCAGGGAGAGGCAGCAGGGGAGGACUUCGCUAGGUGCUGGCUGCCAGCGCCGCCGCCUCCUCAAGGGCCCCGCACGGACGCCAUGAGUGUCUGGUGGAUACGCAGGCCCCCCGACGACAGGCUCAAUGGCAAGUUGUACUUGGACGGCUCGGCAGUCGACCCGCAGUUCGGCUCCCUGAGACGCGCGGGCUGGGCGAUUGCUCAGUGCGACGACGACGGCAACCUCAUCGCGGGCGUCUACGGGACCGUCAGGAGGGACCUCUGCCCGCAGCAAACCGCCCGCGACGGCGAGGACUUUGCGGUCUGGAUGUUGGCGAACUACGCGGGCCCUGCAGUCGAGGAGGUCAACAUCGACUGCAAUGGCACGGUCGAGUGCCUGCGCAGGGGGCUGGCCUAUGCGACGGGCCCGACGAAGGUCAACGCCCACCUCUGGAGCAGGAGCCUCGCCGCCUUCGAGCCUGGCAGCUUCAGGGUGAACAAGGUGCCCGCCCACUGCAGCUGGCAGGCAGUGCUCGACGGGCGCCUCACGGAGGCGCAGAGGCGCGGCAACCAGCACGCUGACCGCCUUGCCAAGCUGGGAGCUCGGCUGCACGCCGUGGACGCCCAGACCGUGCGCGAGCACCGUGCCCUGGCGGGUUUCGUCCAGGAGCUGGCCCGCUGGGUGGGCCAUGCGGCCGUCAUCUGGCAGGACAUCGCGGAGAAGGACAGUGGCGGGUUCCUCGAGUCCGACGAGAGGCAGCGGGUGAGGUUCGCCGACCAGGAGGAGCGAGCCGAGCUGCCCACUGCAGGCAGGCCGACGGCUCAGCAGCCGCGCGUGGAGAGCGUGCGCUCGGUGGCCAGCGCUGUCGGCCUCUCCAUCGCCACGGCUGGCAUCUGCUACCUCGGCCACUCCUUGGCGUACGCGUGCUGCGACGUGGGCGGGGGGCCCCAGGAGCUGGUGGCAUGCAGCAGGCGCGGGGCCUUCAUGGUCCUCGGCGGCCGCUCUGGAGGCCGCCCAAAGCUCAAGGAGCCAUGCAUCGGCGAGAGGGCCACUGGGCAGCGCAGCCAGCGCCGCCUCUGGGCUCGAGGGCUGCGCCCAGGCGGACGGCCUCGCGGAGGGGACCAGCAGCGCAGGGAGAAAGGUGCCGAGAUCCCCGCGCUGCGGCUGCAGGGCCCCCUGCCCCCGUCGGCCCAGGAGGCCUUCCUGGCCUGGCUGGGCCUCGAGGGCGAUGCGGGCCCUUCGCCAGCAGGCGGCAGCUCGGCGGCAGCGUCAGGAGGCGCAGGCGGCCGCGAGCAGGAAGCAACGGCGCGGCCGACGGCACCGGCGCGGCAGGUGGUGGCGGGCAUCGGCCCGCGGGCCGCCUUGCUGGCCGCGUACGGCCUGGGCGAGCAGGACCUCGCCGAGCGGGUGCUGGCCGCCAACUCCGCCGCGGAG
This is a messenger RNA of Prorocentrum cordatum, 4143 nucleotides long. NCBI's taxonomy places the organism in Eukaryota, Dinophyceae, Prorocentrales, Prorocentraceae. The record is from the annotation of a GenBank genome assembly.